CACACACACACACACACACACACACCGGGAGCGGCUCUUUUAUCUCCCAGCAGCUCCAUUUACCGGAGCUUAAAUCGGUUUGUACCGGGCAGGAGGGAGGUUCAGUGACGACGCUCAACUGCACGCGGUCUCCGGUAUUUUUCUACCGACAGGCGUCGCAUCGCCGUGACUCUCUGUCUGUUAGAACCGGGACUAUCUGUCUGUUAGAACCGGGACUAUCUGUCUGUUAGAACCGGGGCUGUCGGUAUUUUAACGUCACGUCGUGUCUACACCAUCUCCGUUUUUGGAGGGGAGGAUGAUCUGCGGACCUCCGUGAAGCCAGAGGAGCGAGCCGCCGCUCGGGACGUGACUGGACCGGAGGGUCGGUGCCGCCGGUUGGAGGAGGAGGUUACCGGACAGCAGCUGGAGGAGCUCCGCAGGCGGUGAUGUGAUCAUGAUGCUGCCAGUCUCCAGGGUCAAAGGUCAACCAAUUGGCAUGGUAACCAGCACCACACCCUGGUUGUCCAUCAGCAGUGACCCCGCCCCUCAGUGGUUGUGGAUGGCCAGCUGGUCAACAGCCACAUACCAGGCCACGCCCCCUCCGGUGUUCUACCCUCCAGCUGUGUGGGUACCUGAACACACACACCUGAUACAGUGGGAACAUCCAGCAGUUGAAAUUGUUCCUCUGGUUCCACCGUUCUACCAGUCUUCCCAUUUUCAUCUUCAUCAUCCUCAACCCAAGCUCUCGGAUGGGUGGAUCUCUCCAGAGGAAGUGGGCGUGUUCUUGCGGAGAGACAAACCUCUGCUGCUGACCAAUCAGAUGAUCCCGAGACCAGGUGGACAAACCUCCAGGUCCCGCCUACUGCUGUGUCCGUCUCGACGCUCAGAUCGAAUUAGGAGACACGCUAUGAAGCCCAGAGAUCCUGAACCAGAAGACUCUUCAUCCUCGUCCAUCUUAUCAGUGUCUCCUGUCCACCUGCCUGUCCUCACUGCUCCUCCUCCAACAGGUGGAGCUUAUUGUGAGUGGGCAGGACUUCACACACAGAGACAUGAGGAGGCUUGGCCAAUCAGCGUACCCAAUCAGCAGCAAAGACAGGUGUGGAUGAAGCCAACGAACAGCCACAACAGAAGACUGUCUCCACCUGUAAAGCAGUUUGUAUUUAGACCUGUCUAUCCAUCUCAGCUGUGCAUUGACAGGUGGCAUGCCUUACCUUUCCAGGUAAUCAAAGAAGUCCAACCGUCCUUCCUUUCAGCCCAGUUUUCUUCCAGAUUCACUCUGGUGGCCGAUUGUAGACACAACAAGCGAGGGAUGGGUGGAAGGAACGUUUCCUAUGGAGGAACGUUACUGCUGAGGACGGAAAGAAAGUCAGACGACAAUAAACAGUGUGUUAGUGUGUCCGUACACAGAGACGAGGAAGACGAGGAGGAAGGAAGUGAAGAAAGAAGGAACGACAAGCGGCCUGUCGCCUCUACUCCUGUCCCAGGGUCGCCAUGGUGUGUGGUGUGGACCGGAGAUGACCGGGUGUUCUUCUUCAAUCCCACAAUCCACCUCUCUGUCUGGGAGAGACCAGGGGACCUGAUUGGUCGAGACAUCAGCCACAUCAUUGAAGACCCACCCCACAAGAGAAGGAAGCUUACACCUGUUGACAGCAGCUGCCAGUCAUCUGGUCUCCAUGGAGACGACGACGAUGAUGAUGAUGACCAUAAACACACCUCCAAGAGGAACAGAAUAGAGGAGUCUAUGUCUCUCGUCCCACAUCCAGGAGAAGUUAAGCUCCUCCCACUGGAGCUUCGGAUCGCUCAUUUUCGGGAGAUGCUGCUGGAGAGAGGGGUGUCGGCGUUCUCCACAUGGGAGAAGGAGCUCCAUAAGAUGGUGUUUGACCCUCGAUACCUGCUGCUGACUUCAGACCAGAGGAAACAGGUGUUUGACCAGUUUGUGAAGAGCAGGGUGAAGGAUGAGUACAAAGAGAAGAGGAGUAAACUUCAGAAAGCCAGAGAAGAAUUCAGACAGCUGCUGGAAGAGGCAAAGAUCACCAGCAGAUCAACUUUUAAGGAUUUCUGUGCUCGUUGCUGUGGCGACCAGCGUUUCAAUGCCCUUAACAGGAAGAAGGAACAGGAACUUCUGUUCAACCAUUACAUCACAUCCUUGAAGAAAAGAGACAAUGAGAACAGAACCAGGCUUAGGAAGAUGAGAUGAGAACUAUUCUUCUGAGAGAACUGAACUGUACAGAGCCAUCGAGAAACCCUUCAUUCCAAAACCUUAAGGAACAUUUAGAAAACCUUCUACAGCAUUCUCCCCCUCCACACUGAACUGAUCAUACACUGGAUUUCAUUGGUGGAACCUGGUUUCAGACUUUCUCGGCUAUGUUAGAGAAACCAAACUGGGACUGGAAUCUCAAGAGUGGGAUACUUGCAUCUCAGUGGUUCUACUGUUUCUGCAUUGUGUGUGUGUGUGUGUGUGUGUGUGUGUGUGUGUGUGUGUGUGUGUGUGUGUGUGUGUGUGUGUGUGUGUUUAAAUAUAUAUUUUCAAGACAGGACAUGGAUCAGCACCAUCAAUGUAUUUUAUGUGGUGAGCUGAAGCUAACUUAGUCUUACUCUGAUAUUUAAAGAACUAAACCAAGAAAAACAGGACUGAACUGGACUCAAACACAAAUCAGUGCAAAAAAUGUAUCUGUGCUGUCUGACAAUCUUUAUUGAGUGACCAGACCAAUCAGUCAGACUCAGUACAGCGCUUUCCCUACAAAUUAGUGUACAUUUGAGACUAAUGCACGUGAUAAAUUCUAAAAAAAAAUAAAUAAAUAAGGUUAAAUCCAGUUAAAACCAAUACCUGCAGGGGCAUCAUGAAACAGAUCAGGGGAAGUCAACACAUUUAUAACGGGAAUAUAACUAAGAAGAGGCAUGGCACAUUAGUCUACAUUAGCUAAACACUGUGACUAUUUAGAAUGAAGUCAGUGAUGUUCAGCUUGUUACCAGGUAGCAGCAUGUCUGGAUGUAUUAGUCAGAAACCAGAUAGCUCAGUCCAAAUGGGGUUCUGGACUCUCUGAAACCUUAUACUGUUGACCUCAACCUGUCCUCCAAUUCAUACGACCGCAUCGGUCGUUUGCAUCGUGCACCGGAAUACGACCUAUGCGGUCGUAUGAACGUUUGCACCCCUAUGGGGAAAACGAACGCAUUACGGGAUUUAAUUCGCGAAACGGCUUUUCCGUCGCAAAACGGCUUUUUUCUCACUUUCCCAACACGUUUUUAGGGUUAAGGUUAGGGUUAGGGAUAGGGACAGGGAUAGUGUUAGAUAAAAGUUUGUUCAUGGUGACGUUUCACCUGCGACUCCAGAGUGUCGAUAUUUACUCAACCACCAGAGGUCGCAUAGUCAAAACGUAACACUGGGUCGUAAUACGGGCGUGUACAGACGACCUAUGUGGUCGUUUUUGGUUUGAGGACAGGCUCGUUGACCUUGUCAGCAGUGCUGAAGGGAGACAAACCAGUAACCAGUUUUAAGGUGCGCCAGGUCAUCGUUGGCUGCAGUAGAGUCCAGACUCUCUACAGGUGUCAUGAUACCUGAUACUUCAGUAGACUCAGCUUCUCAGCAGAUCACAGCUAUUAACACACACACACACACAAACACACAGACACACACACACACACACACACACACACACACACACACACACACACACACACACACACACACACACACACACACACACACACACACACACACACACACACACACCUGUUCAGUGUAAACCCAGUCACCUGAUUAUCUUCAGGUCCAAUGUGUGUUUUAAAUGAACAUAUUUGUCAACAGGAGGCUGUUGUCAGCAAACACUGUUGAUGUGACGUAAGUCCUGCUCUUCACUUGUCAGCAUAGUGAGCUGUGAUUGGACAGGUCUUUUGUCCCCAUGUUCUGAUUGGAUGUUUCUUUGUGUCUUGACUUCCCAGUAGAUGGUGUCUAUGUUGAAAAGAUCUUUUUGUUCUGAUGUUUCACCAUCUGUUGGUCAUGACGUGUUUGAACAAUUAAAUACGUGUUGCUGCAGUGUUUGUUAGUUAAGUCAAGUUUAGAGUUUGGAUUUGAUUUUCCUCUCAGACAAACUUUUGAGUCAUAAAAACAGAAUGUGGCCAAAUCUAUGUCCUGGGUUAGUUUAGUGCAGGUCAGUGUCCUGACUUUAACCCUCCCAGUUGCCUAACCCUGCUGAUGCGUGUGCAUAUGGUCAGGGCGUCAAGGAAGAAAACUUGGCUGAGUGUUCUCCUGCAUUUAUUUUCUGCAGAAGAGAUUAAAACACAUUAAUCGCCUUCUGGUCACCUGUCCUUAUACACUUUGCUCCCUCAGCAAUGCAAUUCAACACUGUCAAACAUUUUUAAAAGUACAUUUUCAACAUCAAAUGUCAUAACAAUGCAAACAAAUCAAAUACAGUACAAAGAACAAUGACACCAGGGGCCUGUUUCAUGAAGCAGGUUCAAGAAACUCUGAUUUUCUUCCACAACUCUGAGUUGAUCUACUCUGAGAUAGAAAACUGAGUUUUCGGUUUCACAACGGCUGAUUUGAGUUGGUUUAAUUAACUCGGAGUAGUUUGACCCGGAGUUAAGCGCGUGCACCGCAAGUCUGAAAAGACAGCAUCAAUGGAACCCCGAUUCGACGAGUCACCAUGGAAACGGGGAAGUUUUUGAACUGGAAGUUUUUAACGCGCUCAUAUGGCGAGUUUGAACACGUUUUUAGAAAGAAGUGCAACACCGCUGCAGCUGUAAAAGAGAGAGAGACGGCGUGGAGAACAGCCCGGAUCAAUGCGUAAGUUUAAAUGUAGUCCUUUGUAAUCGUAAUAAUAUUACAGGGAAUAACUGUCUGAACGGUAGAAUAUUAAGUUAUUUCAUUUAGAGGAAAUCUGGGGAGAAGCUUAAGAUGAAAUAUAAAAACAUUGUUCAAACAGGUCAGACCUCGGCAUUAUCUCAUGGAGGUACUUCAUGUUGAUCAUGUUUUACAUUGUAAAGUAGCCUAAAUAUUAAGUGGCUGUUUGACUGCAGUUGUUUUAUCCACACAUAGCCUAAAUGUCUGCAUCCAUAUCAUGUCCUGUUAAAUAAUUAAGACUAUUUAAACUAACAUAGACUUCUGCUCAGCCAACAGAAAGAAAGCAGAUGUCUGUAAAACGGUGGAAUAAAAUGUCAUGGAUACAUACAUAUAUAUAUAUAGAUAUGAUUAUUUAGUUUUCUUUUGUGUCUUUUCUUGUCUUUUGGCCCCUUCACACCACAGACCUUGUAACUGUAAGUAGACAACGCUCCACAGAUUUCUCCAAAUGGUAGUUUAAGUUUACUGAAACAUGUCACUGAUCUAGGAUGAAGAGGAUGAAACUGUGUCUGCUGCCUUUACAGAGGGGGAUCCAGAAAGGCAUACAGAGCUAUGUUACUGAUAGUUCUCUUCUCAUUCACAUUCUGGGUGGAAUAUAGAGUGUGACAUUUAGCCUACACUGAAGUGUUGCACAUUCUCAUCCUUUUUAACAGAGCAUGGCUGGACAGCAGCAGGAUGGUUCCUCAGCUUCCACUGCACAGACUGACACAGUGAGAUGGAUGUUCAGGAAACACCAGAGCUUCAUUCUGUGGAAUUCAUGUGCAACUGUAUAACUGAAUGUCCUCUAUGUAUUCCCAGUUAUCAGUAAAACAGAUUUACAAACUGCAUUUGCUGAGAAGAAUCCAAAAAACAGAUUAGGAGGGCAGAUCUGGAAACUGAAAUAGUGGAGCACAAGUUAGAGGUGGUGAUGGUCACAGGUGAAUUAUGUUAACUACUGGAACAUGAACUGAACUAUCUUUUAUUUGUAGGAAAUAAAGAAGAGCAAAUGAAA
Molecule: messenger RNA, 5807 nt
Organism: Acanthochromis polyacanthus (spiny chromis)
Lineage: Eukaryota; Metazoa; Chordata; Actinopteri; Pomacentridae
Gene: tcerg1l
Product: transcription elongation regulator 1 like
Exons: 16
Coding region: 434-2176 (580 amino acids)
Cellular component (GO): nucleus
Molecular function (GO): RNA polymerase binding; transcription coregulator activity
Source: RefSeq, a predicted model, not a curated record